Chilo suppressalis (striped riceborer) is the source of this 4453-nucleotide messenger RNA. The record is from the annotation of a GenBank genome assembly. NCBI's taxonomy places the organism in Eukaryota, Metazoa, Arthropoda, Insecta, Lepidoptera, Crambidae.
CAGAGAGCCGCGCCUCCGCAGUUGGCGUAUGUUUACGCGGGAAAACGACGUACGCCGCACGCCGUGCUUCGGCCAACUAUAAGUCGCUGUUAUUUUUUUUAUUGUUUACAUUUUGAUGUAACGGGGCAGUGUUUUGUUGAGUUUAGCUUUGAUUUUUUUUCUUGAGGAAUCAUAAUGGAAGAUGAAGGCGAUAUGCCAGUAAAGGACGGCGCUAAGCGCCCUCUGAUAGGAGUCAUCGACGAUGGAACCAAGACUGUUAGAUUUGUAAUAUAUGAAGCAGAGAGGUCGGAAGAGCUGGCGGCCUACCAGCUGGACAAGACUGAGGUGCAGCCGCAAGAAGGAUGGUGGGAGCAGGACCCUCAUGAGAUCUUGCACCACAUCAGGAUGUGCGCGGAGCAGGCCAUCGGGCAGUUGACUGAAUUAGGUUAUUCCAAAGAAGACGUUGUGACACUAGGCAUCACCAAUCAGAGAGAGACGACGAUAGCAUGGGACAAGUUCACUGGCGAGCCGUUGCAUCCAGCCAUAGGAUGGAAUGACAUCCGGACAGACUCCACCGUUGACGCAAUAUUAGCCAAAGUGCCUGACAGAAACAAGAACUAUCUGAAAAGCAUAUGCGGUCUACCGAUCAGCCCGUACUUUUCGGCGCUGAAGAUGAGGUGGUUGAAGGAUAAUGUGAAAGCAGUCAGAAGGGCGAGCAGGGAGAAAAGGUUGCUGUUCGGCACUGUGGACUCUUGGAUCAUUUGGAAUUUAACAGGCGGUCCUCAAGGGGGGCUACAUAUCACAGACGUCACCAAUGCGUCGAGAACGCUACUCAUGAACCUUGAGACUCUGAAUUGGGACCCGAUGCUGUGUAGGUUGUUUGGUAUACAUCGCGAUACUCUGCCUCAAAUCCGGAGCAGUUCCGAAGUGUACGGUUCCGUGAACGAUGGAACUAUACUCGACGGCAUCAGUAUAUCAGGUAUAUUAGGCAACCAACAAUCAGCUUUGGUCGGUCAGAAUUGCUUAUUAGCCGGUCAGGCAAAGAAUACGUACAGAAGCGGUUGCUUCUUGCUAUACAAUACCGGCACAAGGCGGGUGCAAUCGACGCACGGUUUGCUGACUACAGUGGCGUACAAACUUGGACCGAAUUCACCUGCCGUUUAUGCUUUGGAGGGCUCGAUAGCCGUAGCCGGUGGCGCUAUGAAGUUCCUCCGAGACAACUUGAAGCUCAUAAAGGAUAUACCCAAAGACACGGAACAUAUUGCCGGCCAAGUGUUCUCUACCGGAGAUGUUUACUUCGUGCCCGCAUUCAGUGGAUUGUACGCCCCGUAUUGGAGAAAGGACGCGAGAGGAAUCAUAUGCGGCUUGACGUCAUUCACCACUAAAAACCACAUCAUCAGAGCCGCAUUAGAAGCUGUUUGUUUCCAAACUAGAGAUAUUUUGGAAGCGAUGCACAAGGACUGUGGGAUGCCUCUAACAAAACUCCACGUGGACGGCAAGAUGACUUCCAAUGAUCUCUUGAUGCAACUGCAGAGCGAUCUCAUUGGAAUGCCAGUUUUGCGCGCCCACUCGUGGGACAUGUCGGCACUGGGCGUGGCCGUAGUGGCCGGCGCAGGCGCUAACGUGUGGAGCUACGAGCGCUGGCGCCGACACGCCACUGCGGCUGAUACUUUCCUGCCCACUGCCACCGACGACGACCGCGACGCGAGAUACACCAAAUGGAAAAUGGCUGUGCAACGCUCCCUUGGAUGGGCGACUACGAAAAAAUCUAUCACAAUGACAGGUCAGGCUAAAAGAAAGGAAAGUUUUAUACAGCUUUUACACAACCGCGGGAACGUUAGUCGCAAAAACUCUAUAAUAGACAAUAAUGAUGACCUACCCGAGUCUAGGAAAAAUUCUUUAGCCAGUUCUAGUAGGCGACAAUCUUUGUAUGAAAGCUCUAACGGAGAGCAUAGUAGAGAGAACUCGCUGUUCGAAUACUCUAUGGAACCUAAUAGUACAACGCCAUCUAGCGACAGCAGGGCUUCCUUCGAAUAUCCCGAAGACGGCGUAAACGCUUACGAAGAACUACUCAAAUAUUCCGCGCGCAAAUUCUCAGUUAUCGUACCUUUGAAAUGUAGAAAACCCGAACAAACAAUUCUAGAUGACGCCGACUAUUUUAACGCUAAAAAGGAGUGCGACUAUGGCAUGUGCGAGUGUUGCCCCGUCGAGAAAAAGAUACAGACUAACUGGGAAUCUAUUGAGGAGAUAAUCGAGAACGAUCCUGAAAUUAUAUUCGAUUCUGAUCACAACCCGAUUAUAGUUGAGCCCGUGCGCGAACCGCAUAACGAUGAUCAUUUGGAAAAACUACCCUCCGUUUUUAAAACUAUUUACAGUAAACUUUCACCUAGUACUUUAACGUGAUCUCCCUUUUGUUAUUCUUUAGAUGUAAUUUAUUAUUCGAAUGAGUAUUAUGUAAUCGAAUAUAUGUUAUAAAGCCUGUUUUUCCUUGUAGGAGUUACCGUUGAAGAUAUUAUAGUUUUAGGGUCUAGAGUUAGGUAGCAUUAUAACCUUUUAAUUUUUAUCAUAACGAUGUCCUGUUGUACUAUGAUCGAUUCUUGCAUUGUUCUCCAAAACUAUAACUUAAUUUAACAUCAGUGUCUUCUUUUCAUUCUAUAUAGAGAAGGACAAUGAUACACUGUUUUCUAAUUAAAUUUAAGGUUUAGAGUAACAAGCCAGAAUCGACCCAAAUGAUGGCGCCUUAGUAAAAUAGAAAAUGAUUAUAAUUUAAUGAUAAAUUUAUGAACUUCUGUACUUAACUUUGUUAUGUUUGUUGUAAUUCGGUCUGAUUUUUUACGUCCAGUAUUGAUUUACAAUUAUAUGUUAUCUAUAUAUAAAAUACUAUGUUUUAUUUGCAUCUGCUGUAAAUAAAAGUAUUAUUUCUCCUUGUUUUGGGUAUUUUUUUCUUUUAAACUCCUUGCAUGAUCUAUUUGCUGCUAACCUUUUGGGAUGAAGUGUAUUGUCAAUUGGGGGUACCGUUCUUACGAAGAUUACAAUUUAAUCUUUCAUUUGAAACUCGCGAUUAUACUAAACAUAUAAUCGCGCCUACACAUGCUUGUUAUUUGCUGCAGACAACAAACCUUGCAAAACACUGAUCACAAUCACUCAAUACAAACGCGCAUCUUCAGGCUUGGCAAGUAGGUAUGCUAGUACAUUCCGGAUAGGCAAACAACAUCUUUUGAUUUGUGCAAAAAACCGACACCGACGGCGAACACAAACAGCAAACAGUAUAAAUAGGCAAACACUCAUCUACACGUUUGUGUUUGCUGUUCAUUUGCCAAGCGUGUGUAGGUGCCUUUACAUUCACGAGAGAGGUUUAAUUUUAUUGCAAAUAACAACAACUCGACAUUUGAUUGCAGAUAAGUUAUUUUUUUAUAUUGUAAUGCAUGACUGGUAUUGUUUCAAUCAAAAGUGUUUUGUGGGGUGUAGGUGUGUGUUUGUAUUUAUUUAUUAAAGUGAAACUGUUAUUAAAUUGCCGGUCCGCAUCUAGCCAGUGCGCCCGACCUGCGCCUGCGCCGCUUGCCGGCGGUGACCGAAGACAAUUUUGAGUUUUGCAGUGUAGACGAAGGACAGAAGAAGAACGAUACAAGCUUCUUGCUUCGAUACCAGCCACUCUGUACCUAAUAGGCAGCUUUACUAUGUUAGCCGUUUCAAAUUUGCUCAAGGAUAGAUGAUAAGUGAAAAUGAACCUUGUUAAUUUUGCCAUAAGACUAAUUUUUCGAUCAAAAGUAACUUCGUUUAGUAAGUUUGUUAAUUGUUGACUGUUUAAUGUUGCAAAUGACUCUUAACUUCUGAGUUAUACUUUUUUUACUGUACUUGAUUGAUACAAGACUCAAAUGUAGGUAUUUAUCUCAAACUUUUCACUAAUUGAGACUAUUUCGAUGACAGUUUGAAUGGUAUAGGUGGCGGAAAACUUCUUGAGCAAACUACAAAUAAUUAAACUUGCGCAGUAGAUUUUUUUGUAUGUAAAGUUGCUACUGCGCAGGCUUUCUUCUCUAUGGUCGUUGCUCAAAAAUUUAGCCGGGAUGUAUACAAAUUUUACUAUCUGAAUCCGUGUGCGAAUUAAUGAAUUUAAUUUUAAUUAUAUAAAUAAAUAGCCAAAUUUUAGUUUAAGUAAGAAAUGUCCUAAGCCUAAGUUGAAAAAAUGUCUUUUAAAUAUUUGCUCUCUAGUCAAAGAGUCUUGUGAUCAAUAAAGGUAAAUAACAAUCAAUGUAACAACUCAUAUCAUGUCAUUGUAACAUGUACUUUGAUAUUACGUAUAAUUUACCAUCAGUUUGUGACAUUAUUUAUUUAUUGUUAUCAAUUUACGCAUUUCGUUGGCAUUUUUUUAUAAAUUUAUUAUUAUCACCCGUAUUUAAGUCGUUAAAUACAGUUUUGAUUUUUUUUAUAUAUUAAGCGUUUUGUUAUAAUUAUAUCACGGUCUAGUAUAUCAAUG